Molecule: messenger RNA, 1262 nt
Organism: Erinaceus europaeus (western European hedgehog)
Lineage: Eukaryota; Metazoa; Chordata; Mammalia; Eulipotyphla; Erinaceidae
Product: homeobox protein ESX1-like
Exons: 4
Coding region: 4-1149 (381 amino acids)
Biological process (GO): regulation of transcription by RNA polymerase II
Molecular function (GO): DNA-binding transcription factor activity, RNA polymerase II-specific; RNA polymerase II transcription regulatory region sequence-specific DNA binding
Source: RefSeq, a predicted model, not a curated record
GCCAUGGCUCAGGCCCCGUCUCGGGGCGGCCUCGGGGCCCGGCGCUUAAGCUUCUGGGGCCCCCCGACCCAGCGCCAGACCCACACCCCAACUGCCCUCCCGAUGGCCUCACCAACCACCUUCCCCUCUGUGGCCUCGGGGGUGGCUGAGAUGUCUCAGGGCCCGGAGCCGCCUCCGCCAGACCGCCCGCCGGGCCUAGACCGCGACCACCAGCCCGAAGGCCCCGGGGAGCUGGGUGCCCACAUACCCAGCAUGGUCACCGCAGACAUCGAUCAGGAGCCCGAGCCUGAGCCCCCGGAGCAGCUGGGGCGUCGUCAGGGCUCCCGGGACUAUGAGGAACAAGAAAGAGGAGGAGGUGGUGGUGGCAGCCAGGAAGGCCAGGAGAGCCUGCAGGAGGAGGAGGAUGAGCAGGAGGGGUGUGGCAGGUCACCCCAUCAGGGCCCAUCAUCAGAGGAUCAGGCCGAGGAGUUCCACUGCCCCAACUUCAGCACCCAGCAGCUGGAGGAGCUGGAGCGCAUUUUCCAGCACAACCACUACCCCAGCCCUAUGCUGCGACGGGACCUCGCAAGAAGCAUGGACGUGUCAGCCUCCCAAUUGAGGGUGUGGUUUAAGAACAGGAGGGCCAAAUGGAGGAAACGCCAGAGGGUGCUGCAGCUGCGAGCUCGCCGCCAUCAGCGCAGGGCACAGCGCAGGGCAACCAUCUACAACUGGAGACCCCAGUCCCAGUCCCCACGGCGGCAGGAGCCCCUCUGGUUCUACGUGGUUUCCCAGCCUCUGAGGCUGUGGUCCCCAGUGCCCAUGGGUCCUGUCCUACAUGCCCCCUAUGCAGCCCCCUUGGCUUCUCCCAUCUUUCCGCCCCUCUUUCCUCCUGUCCUGACUCCCUUCCCUCCUCUCUUCCCUCCGCCCUUCCUUCCACCCUACCUUCCCCUCUACCCGCCUCAGGCCAACUCUCCAGGUCUCCUUCCCUACCCUCCUGUCUUUCCUCCUCCAGGGCCACCCUUCAUCCUUCCUCCCGUGGCCCCCUUCACUGCUGGGCCCGUGUUUCCAGCCCCUCUACCUCCAUGCUGCCUGGCUGCCCUAGCCAGGUACUGGUACUAUGUUGCCGACGAGGAUGUCAUAUCCCCAGACGUCGGAGGGAGGAUUCCGUGACCUGGCUGCCAAGGCCCAGAGCCUGGUCCACAUUCUGUGCCCAAAAGCACAGCCAGCCAGUGCGUCUGUCCUUCCAGACUGUGUAUCAAUAAAGUCCGAACUCUGUGUGUGCA